Pseudo-nitzschia multistriata is the source of this 2797-nucleotide messenger RNA. The record is from the annotation of a GenBank genome assembly. NCBI's taxonomy places the organism in Eukaryota, Bacillariophyta, Bacillariophyceae, Bacillariales, Bacillariaceae.
CCCAGCACAUUCCAGCACAUUCCAGCACAUCCCAGCACAUCCCAGCACAUCCCAGCCCAGCACACACACCAUGACCGCCGAUGCCUCCGUGGCCACCCGGUUCACCGAGGCAGUUCCGCUGUCGCUGAGCUCGAUGGCCCACACGGCGAUCCCGCUCGAGGACGGCGUCCUGGACGGCCUCAAGACGGUCCUCCAGCACACGCUGUGGUCCUCUCUCUCGUACGCCAGGGCGGCCUUUGGGCAGAACUACUCCCCCGUGGACCUCUGCACCUCUCCCCUCGCCUGGACGCCGAAGGAGAUAGAGGCCCGCGAGCUCGACGGGGGGGACGCGAUUCCCUCGCUGCUCAGGGCGAACCACGGGUUCGAACGCUGCUACGAGCGGACGGCGGUGGUGUACCUUGCCAACCAGAACGGCAACGACGGCGACGACGCAACCGCAACCGCAACCGCAACCGCAACCGCAAACAACGAGGCGGAACGAGAGAACAGCGACUGGACGGACGCCCCGAGGGCCCUGGCCAAGAUCACGCUGCUCUAUGCUUCCACGGGAGAAAUGACCACUGAAGAGCUCGAGGUCGCCAGCUACGAGAGCGAGGAAGACGUUCUCGCGGCGGGCAAGAAGAACAAGAACAAGAACAAGAAGGCCGGCAGCAAGAAACGAUCCGCCGACGAGAUCAGCGGGGAAGAAAACAGCAGCGAUAACAACAACAACAACAACAACAACAACAACAACACCGAGGACGACGCCCCGCCCCCCCCGAAGCACGUGGUCCUCUACAGGGCUACCAUCGAGUACCGCUCCCUGCCGGCGACGGGAAACGCGGUUGCCAAGAAGGCCGAGGAACUCAGCAUGCUCUCCUUCGGCGGGAGCCUGGUGGACGACGACGUCAAGUACGGGGCCCUCGCCUGCCUCUACGACGACCACGCCAAGUACGUCCUGGAGAUCUUCGGGAUCCGCGGCAAGAAGUACCGGCURGACCUGAUGGACGCGACGCUAAGCGACGGGACCGUCCCGGUGCUUCCCUCGCGGAACACGGCCUUUGGGACGGUGGCCCCCGCGCCGGAGGGCCGCCGCCGGGGCCUCCUGGGCCGGGGCGGCGGGGGCGUUCCGAUCCCCCACGAUCCCUUCGUCAAGACCCUCUGCGUCACGGUCGGGGACCACGAGCCGGCGGGCACCCCUUCCGCGGAAGCAGGGGCAGGCGCCGGAAGCCCGGAAAAGGGGGCGGCCUGCCCAGCGGCCCAGCUGCGGGACGACACCGGCGGGGAGGAAAAGAAGUCCGGAGCCSCCAAGAGCCCGGGAAGCAACAACCCCUCCUUUGCCGUCACCAAGAUGUGCCUCUCCCUYGAGGGCGACCUCCGCAAGACCCACCUCCUGGACGCCACCGAUCUCCCGGCUCCCAACUACUACCCCUCCCAGAUCCAAAAGGCCUUUCUGAGCCUGCGGUCGACCAAGCCGACCUCCCCGCGCACCGACAUCGUGGCCGCCUCGCCGUCGGGGCACCGCCUCCUGCUGGACCCGACCGAGGCCGGAAAGAUCUACAUCCACGGCCGAUACGUUACCACCUGGGGGAAGGACCCCCGCAUCGGCGGCGCCAUGAACUGCACGGCGCUCUUCGGGAUGGAUCUGCACUCCGUUCCCUACUGGCACGGACGGAUCGUGGACUACGACAAGCUCAUGAUCGCCUACGCGACGCUAUGGACGGAGAUACUGACGGACGCCAGGCUCAUCUCCAGGAACAUCGGCGGCCGCCUCCUGUCGAGGCUCAUCAGCGGGAAGGACCCAUUUCUGGACGACGACGACGGCAGCGACGAUUCCGAGAGCGACGACUCGGACGAAAACGACGACGACGACGACAGCGAUGGGGGAGACGUCCGCACCAACACCGACCUGUCCUGCCUGGAAUCCCAGGUCAUGGCCUCGUCCCGGUGCGAUCCCGUCGGGAUCUCCGCCAAGGCCCUGGCCACCCGAUUCCAGAGCGAGUACGGCGAGCAGGGCUACCCCUGCCUGGCCCACGAGAUGGACUGGGUCAAGGACCGCCUCCCCGGCCGGGUCCCGGUCGUCGUCCCCCAGCGCCUCAUCGACGUCCUCCGGAGGGGGGGCUUCUUCGACGUCAAGCGGACCUCCGAGGAGGUCUGGCACUCGGAGUCCCGGCCGGCGGCCCCCGGGACCGACGAGGAAGCCCUGGUCCAAAAGACCUGCGCCCUGCUGGAGCAGGCCGGCUGCACCGACGUCGCCCCGUCCUCGAUCGUCUUUGGGAGGAUCGGGGGCGUCGAGGACCCGGUCCAGAAAAAGGCCCUGGUCCGGAUCCACCGGCUCCUCCGCCGGUACCACGUCAACGAGGCCUUUCUGGGGAUCCAGCCGGGGGACUUUGCGGGGGCCCCUUCCUCGGCCGCGGGCGAGGCCGAGACGGAGGAGGCCCGGGACGAGCGCCUCGGGGCGCUCGCGCUCGUUCUGGGGAUGCACGUCGCGCGGGAACACCCGGACGGGAACGUCGCCAUGCGGUACAUGGUCCGGCACCUGGCCGGGCCGGCGAAGAAGCCCUAGGGGCGGGCGGGGGGCAGRGGCGUACCCUGCGCUGCCGGGUAGGUUCGAGGCGAGGCAAAACRACGCAAAACACUCGCAUGCGAUGCGGCUCGCGUCUGGUUUGCUGCCGGGGAUGGCGGGCUGACCGGUUGGCCAUCCAUCGCAUCCUUUGGACAGCAGGCAGCGUUCCGCAGCCAGCAGGCUGGUUCGGAGCGUCCGCACGGGAAGUUUGAUCUCACUAGUUAAUGACUACAGUAAAUUGUAUUUUAUGUU